AUGCACCCUCGCGUAUUCGCUCCACGCUCACCACCAGCACCCUCGCGUGUUCGCUUCACGCUCAUCACGCCAGAAACGCAGGCGGCCAGAGGGCUAAUGCCGUCUGCUUCAAGACCUGAACAAGUUUUUAAUGGUAGCUUUUACUUUUCACAGCAGACAGUUGUUGGCGUAGGAAGGGCAUCAAUCGGAGAUAUAUUGGAUGAUUUUCUGCGUCAAAGAUUUGGUCCAAAUUUUUACGAACGUAUUGAUGCUAGAGUUGUCCCAUCCAAGAAGCAUGCUGCUGUGAAUCGUUUUAACAAGAAGGAAAAUGGGCAAUUUGUGUUCUUACUAGAAAAUCGUGCUUGUUCUUCAAGCAUUAAGCUAUCAUCAGUUAAUAUUGUUAUUGUAUAUGAUAGUGAAUGGAAUCCAGCAAAUGAUUUGAGGGCACUACAAAAGAUAUCCUUCAAUUCAAAAUUAGAGCAGAUCAAAGUUUUUCGGUUAUAUUCGUCCUGUACUGUUGAAGAAAAGGCCCUACUUCUAGCAACGCAGGUUCUUAAUCUUGAUAACAAUCUGCAUAACUUGAGUAGGACCACUAGCGACACACUGCUAAUGUGGGGUGCUUCAUAUUUAUUUAGCAAAUUGGAUGAUUAUUAUGCUGACAGAAGCCCUACAUCUGCUUUAAACAUUUCCUCAGAGCAAUUGCUUUUGAAUGACACUACCAAGGAGCUACUGACCAUACUUUCUGAAACCUCUGAAUAUAAUGGUUCAGGUUGUAUCAUUUCAAAAGUUCAACUGGAUGUUGGACGUUAUAGUAUAAAUCUUCCCCUACUCGGGGAGGGAAAAUUCCAGUUGAAAGAUGGAGAAGAGGCUCAUGUUUUCUGGAGAAAGCUUUUGGAGGGUAGAAAUCCACAGUGGAAGUAUUCCUGUGGGUCAACUCCACGUAAUAGGAAAAGAGUUCAAUUCUUUGAUGAAUCGUCUGGGAACCCUGACACUGGUAGUGAUGAAGUUAGAAAAAAACAUAGGAAGGCAGUCAAUGAAAAUGUAGAUCCAGCAUCGAUUCAAGUUGAACCCAAAGGGCAUCAACUGACUCAAGCUGCUGGUUGUAAAGGAGGGUCUUCUACAGCAGUAUCCACCACCCAGUCCCAAUCUGUGGACGAAUCAACUUCUCAUCAAACUGACAAUGUUAAUCCAGAAAGCAACUCAAAUUUCAUAUUUGGUCAGAGCUCUUUUGAUCCUGGAGUCCACGUGGACAAGUCCCAGGAAAUAGUAACAUCAUCCAAUGAGCAGAAGAGCCUCCAUAUCAUAAUAAAAGGAGAGAUGGCGAGACUAUGCCAAAUUCUUAAAGUUUCGGAAGACGUCAUGCAUAUGGUGGAAAGAUUUCUUGAAUAUGUCAUCAAGAAUCACCAUGUCAGUAAUGAAUCACCAACCAUCAUUCAGGCUUUCCAGAUAUCUCUGUGUUGGAUUGCAGCUUCAAUCUUGAAACAAAAAAUCAAUAAGAAGGAUUCGCUCAUGACAGCAAAACAGUUUUUGAAUUAUGGAUGCACAGAAGAACAGGCAAACCAUGUUUAUUCAAAGAUGCGAUUGUUGAAGAAGAUGUUUUUGCAGUGUUCCCUGAACACGAAAAAAUCUAUAAAGGAUUGCUUGUUAUCGACAGAAGAUUUCAGCAUAGAGUCAUGUAAAACUGAUGCUGGGAUACCACAAUUUUCAGUGGUUAGCCUGCUAAGUGUGAAAUCUGAUAUUGAAAGAUCAGCAAAUAAAGAGCAUUCCAGUGGUCUGAUUGUUUCAGAGCAUAAAAAGCCACUGAAGAACAAAGUUGCUGAAUGUGAAACUGAAUAUAUGUUAAAGAAAAUCCGGAGAAAAUGUGACAAGCGGCUGAAAAUACUUCUUAGGAAACAGCAGGAAGAAGUUCAGAAAUUUCACAGAAUUUGGGAGGAGAAAAAGGAGCGAUUGGAGAAAGAACACAAAUUGGAGUCUGCAUGUAUCCGGUUUAUACAUGGAGGUUCAGUAACAAUAGACAAACUCAAGCUUUUGGAUUCUGAUUUCGCAAAGAAAAUGGAAGAGUAUAAGUGUUUGAAGGACAUGCACGUUAAAGAUCUUGAGGCAAAUCAGUUAGUUGCAAGGAAUGAUGAGAGACGAAAGGCAGCCCGUUGGUUGGCCAAAGCGAAAGCCUGCCAUAGUGAACUUAAAGCUGUUGAUGAUCCAGUUGGAUGCUCUAAAACCCGUGCACAUAUUACGCUCCGUGAUCCUGAGAAUGCCGUCCCCAUGUCUGAACAGCAUAUUGAAGACACAAAUCCAACCAAAGCUGUGCAUCUCGCGCAAGAGAACGAUGUAGCACCAUCUAAUACAUGUGUCAUUGCACAAGCUGAGGCAGUAGGUUGUACUGUGCCUACCGAAACUGCUAAUCAUCUGGUAAAUAUAACUUCUGAAAGGGAGGUGGGGUCAUCUUCCUUUGAGAGUACAUCCAUUGCUGAGCUGCCCAGUGAAUUGACUCAUUCCAGUAAUACUACCAGGGAGAUGGCUUCUGUGGACCUGCCUGGUUGUGGGGAAUUGGUUUCUAAUGAAAUUCAAAUGGUUCAGGCGAGUGAAGGAAUUCCAACAGGGGUGCCUGAUACUAUUCCUGAAGAUGCGGGUCAUGUUCACUCUGUUGAACAGAGUGAUUUUUCCAAUAAGAAGUGCGAUAUAGGAGAUAGAAUUGAUACCAGUUUGUCCGAUGAUGUGAACCAGAUAGAUGGUGAUGAGUCAAUUGAUGGCUGUCCAAGUUCACUUGAACAAUCAUUGUUACCUCCGGCAGAAACAUUUGCUCCUUCAGAUCACUGUGGUUCUUUGCCACCGAGUCAAAUUUUCCCAUGCUUUUCCAUAUCAAACUAUAGAAUGACGACUAAUAAAAAAAUGCCAUAUGACCAGGUACUACUAGAAAGUUCGGUAUAUGGGGAAUUUCAAUUGGGAGAUGCACCAGUUCCUGAAAAUCGAAGUACUUUGCAGGUUGAAGUUGCAAUCUCCAAACAUAUUGACUCUGAAACCUGUGCAUUGUCUAAUGAUCUUCUAUCAGAAAAUCUAAGUACUUUGCAGGUUGGAGUUGCAACCUCAGAACGUAUUAACUCUGAACCCCCAGCACAAUCUAACCAUGCACCGGCAAUCGAGAAUCGUGAGCAGCUGCAGCCAGUUUCCAUUGAUGUAUCUCUCAGCUGUGAUCGAACACCUGCAAGUGAGGUUGAACAUGAAAACUAUGAUAGAGAAAGAAUCCUAAUUCCGGAAACUUCUCCUCAGUCAUCUGGGGAACCGGAAGCACUUUCACAUCAAGUCGCUUGUCAACGUGGCCAAGAAUUGGAGCAGCAUCAUCCAGUUGCUCUUGUGGAUUCAACUCUUGAUCGCUAUCACCUUGAUUUAGGAUUAGUUAGUCAAGUUAAUCAUGUGCCCAAUGGUGAAUUUUUUGCCUCCCAAAGUUUUUUGUCUGCGCCCCAAGCUGUAGUAAAUACAGCCGAACUUCCAAGUCAAGUUAUUUGGCAAACAGAAGUAGAUUUAUCUCAUGCUCGAGGAUCCGGAAACCUUACAUCUCAGCCUCCUUAUCAAGUCCCCUCUUGGCAUCCUGCUCCAUCUUUGCAUGCUGAGCCACUUUUAAAUGAAUUGUUAAGGAUCAGUAAAGAGAGAGAAAAGACGGUUAAAGUUUAUGAAGAUUUGAAGUUGCUGUUGAAAUCUGAGUGUGAGAAGGCGAUAGAGGAAGUUAUUGCUCAGAUACGUAAUAAAUUCGAGGCAAAACUUCAUGAUGCUGAAAUAGCAUUUCAUCUGAAAAAGAAUGAACUUGAUAAGAAUCAUAAUAAUGUUCUUAUGAACAGAAUAUUGGCUGAGGCUUUCAGAUCUAAGUGUUUGGAUCUCAAGCCUUCUUCGCCUUCAAGAUUGCAGCAAGCCAUGUCUUCCAGUUUCAUGCAGCAGUUACCAAUGCCACGCCCUGUGAGACACCCAGUGUCUUCAGUUUGCCCUCAGACUACGGUUCCAACUGUACAGGCUUCACAACAGCUACCACUGCCACUUUCUACUGUACCAGCUCCCAUCUUUGUUUCUUCUUCGAGUUGCCAACCUUGGACAAUGGCUUCAACUGGACAAGCUACACAUCAGCCAUUGCUGCCACAUUCUACAGGACCUGCUUCUGGCUUUGUCUCUUCGUCAGGUUGCCAACCUGUUGCCAGCCAGCAUAAUCCCACGCCAGCUGUACAAACUGUACACCGUGCAUCAGCUCUUUGUUCAGGAGCACCAACCAGACCCCCACACAUAAGUGCCAUCACACCUUCCACGGGUAACCUGCGCAUUGGAGAGGUCCGUUCUCCAGCCCCACAUCUUCAACCUUUCCAGCCCUCAACGUCCGCAUCUGCAGCCAGUCUCCCUUCGCAUGGUAUGCCUAGUCAGCAGGCAACAGCUACCCGUCCUGCGACUUCUCCAUCAUUUUCUCAGCACACGCCUCAACGAACACCACAUUCUCAGGUGCCAUCACUGCCACAACAGCUGCCAUUGGUGCCAACUAAUUCUGUUUCUCAUAAUAGACCUCAGCCUGAAAGUAGACCGUCAGCUCCUCAUAACUCGUCUCAAUCUGCCUUUCAGCUGCUUGUGGACAUGGAUCACCAAUCUCCUGUACAUGGACGUACUACCGUUGCAUCUUUACGAGAUGUUGUUACUAAUUUUGGAUCAUUGGAGCUGUCUGAUCUUGAAACCCUUGGUAAUGUACAGGGUAGCCUUACUUCUUCAGUUCCUGCAACAGAUGUCGUUUAUUUGUCUGAUGACAACUGAUGUUUCGUAGAACUACACCAUGACCAACGAUUUUACAAUGCUAACUUGGAAGGGAAUGAUCGUUUUGAAGCAGAAUGUAAGAAUCUAACUGCAGGGAUUCGAGUUGUUUUUAUUGAUCAUAACCAAACUACUACUUUGUCUAUAGGGUUAUUGAUUCACGCUUGGUUUUGAAUUGAUGGUUUUUCCGCAUAAUAUCUAUUUAUGGUCGUAUCAGCUAAUAUUAUGCUUCAGAAAAUUCAUUUUGGGUCAAAUUGAAAGACCUUCAUCGCUUGUAUGACUUGUUACCUCCCAAUCAGGCUUGUCAAGUGACUUCUUUUUUGGUAA
Olea europaea var. sylvestris is the source of this 5082-nucleotide messenger RNA. Its product is annotated as helicase protein MOM1-like. NCBI's taxonomy places the organism in Eukaryota, Viridiplantae, Streptophyta, Magnoliopsida, Lamiales, Oleaceae. The record is from RefSeq and is a predicted model, not a curated record. The transcript has 8 exons. The coding region runs from base 1 to 4758 and encodes 1585 amino acids. Gene Ontology annotation, biological process: heterochromatin formation.